Manihot esculenta (cassava) is the source of this 2140-nucleotide messenger RNA. Its product is annotated as DNA repair protein XRCC2 homolog. The coding region runs from base 535 to 1485 and encodes 316 amino acids. Gene Ontology annotation, cellular component: Rad51B-Rad51C-Rad51D-XRCC2 complex; replication fork. NCBI's taxonomy places the organism in Eukaryota, Viridiplantae, Streptophyta, Magnoliopsida, Malpighiales, Euphorbiaceae. The transcript has 10 exons. The record is from RefSeq and is a predicted model, not a curated record. Gene Ontology annotation, molecular function: DNA binding; ATP-dependent DNA damage sensor activity; ATP binding. Gene Ontology annotation, biological process: double-strand break repair via homologous recombination.
AAUUGAACCGUUAACACCAAGAUAGUUCCGUCCACUUUUCUGGGCAACCCUCAUCUUCGUACCCAAUUUCUCUGUUGCAGCACCUAAACCACCCUCCACAAGCCAUCAGUUUCUUCUUCCUCAAACCAGAUUUGUAGCUUCACCCAUCUCCAAACGCCCCCACCUCUUGAUGUCACCUCCAGCAGAUCUCACCAUGCCUCCACCAUUUGAAGCCCUAUAGCAUCUCCUCUUCCUGUUUCCUCAAAUUGCUAUACAACCCUUUUGCCGAUUUCCUUAUUGUGUGGAUGCAUAGACCAGGCAAGCAUAGGCAUCGUCGAGAGGUGGGGCAGCUUCGAGAAAUUGGCUGAGCUUGGACUGCAUUUCUUAACCUCUUAGUGGUCAGUGUCUCUCUAGCAUCCUCUCCACCAGAAUUAACUCCCUCCAUGGUUGAAACAGAAACUUAAUUGUGGGUUUGGCCCCUUUCCCGCUAUUAAAGGUGUUGUGGCACCUGGAAUUUGAAAAAAUGAGGAAAAAAACAUAUCGCACUCAUUGACAAUGGGAGUUAGAGGUUGGAUUGAUGGAGAUGAGAGCGGCAGAGAGAUGCUGUCUAGGGUUCUUACAGAGCGCCCCUAUUUGCAUCUUCCUCCUUUUCAAAAAUUUCCACUUCGCGUGGGUAAUGUAGUGGAGCUCGUGGGCCCUUCUCCUUGUGCCAAAACCCACAUCCUCAUGCAGGCUGCAAUUGAUUGCAUUCUUCCUAAACAUUGUGGAGGACUGGGUCACUUAGUAUUGUUCAUUGAUUUGGAUUGUCGUUUUGACAUCUUACGCCUAUCCCAAAUGCUCCGCAAUCGAAUUUUCCAAGCAAAUGAGAAUAAAUCAAAUGACGACGAGGAAUUAUUUUUAGAAUGCAUGAAGCGAUUUCUCUAUAUCCGUUGUUAUGAUACUCUUGAAUUUCUUGCCACUCUCAAGACGUUGCAUUACAAGCUUCAAAAGGAAAGGCAAGCUCAAGGAAUUAGUGUUAAUUUCUUGAUGAUUGACAGUAUUGGAGCUUUUCAUUGGAUAGAUCGAGCUUCAACAUCACUCCGCCUUGGGUUUGAUAACAGGAAAGCUCUCUCUCUCCACAAUGUGUAUGCAACUGUAGUUCAGGAAAUCAAAAAGCUUCUUCUGUUGCAUCCUAUGCUUGUUAUUGCCUCAAAAGCAACCAUUCUGGGCAGUAGAUAUGCAGCAAAUGCAGGGAAAUGGGACAGGAACCUUAGAACGCUAUGCUCACCAAAUUCAGCAGUUUCAAGUGUUACAAAAAAAGUACACCAAUUUAUGUAUCGUGAAUAUAUGCCUUCUAUCUGGCAGUCCUUUGUCACACUCAGAAUCCUAAUACAAGCCUCGGAUGUUCAUAUUUCUACUGACAAAAACCAUAAUAAGUCUGUCUACUUGUCUCAAUGGUUAAUGCCACCAGUGAGUUUUGUGGAUAGCUUCAUUGUGAAUGAUGUUGGUGUCUUCUGUGUUUCAUGAUGUGUGUCUGUGCAAGGGUAAAACAAUGUACUCAUAAUUCCAGGUGAGAGUAUUUGUUCAUUGUAUCAUGGGGGGAGAGAGAGAGAGAGAGAGAGAGAGAGAGAGUCUCUUUUUGCAUAUAUGGACUAUCUUGUUUGUCAUACCUUCUUCAUGUUUUCAUUAGCUAUUAUUUUGAAUUUUCAAUUGUAUAGGCUUUGCUACUGCUUGUUUUGUACCUCGUAUUUAAUGGGGCUUUGCAAAUACAAUGGGUCUAUGGAUUUGAUUAGUUCAUUUAGGAUUCCUCUUUGAGCUGUUUCAGUUCAGAUGAUUAACAAGUCUAUUACUCUAUUUUGGGGCAGUUUUCAGUAUUUGAUGUUGUUAUUUAUUUACAGUAAAGAUUGUAACAGUUUAAUCAGGAUUACAGUCAAGGGAUUCCUGUGUUUCAGGUUUUACUCUCACCUUAUACAUGCCCUAGGUUGGGUAGUUAACUUUAUCCGUUGCAUUUGAUGUAGCGGUGACCAAAAUGAUCAAGCUUAUUUAAUUUAGAACUUUAGUUUGGUUUUCUUGAUAAUCAGCUUGCUUGCCUUCAGUUUGGUUUGGUUUUUAAUUUAUAUGUUCUAUUUGGUUAAGCUUUUGGAGAAAAAUGUGGCAGAACCAAAUCGAAUAGUUUUUUUUU